Molecule: messenger RNA, 1230 nt
Organism: Brettanomyces bruxellensis
Lineage: Eukaryota; Fungi; Ascomycota; Pichiomycetes; Pichiales; Pichiaceae
Gene: RNR2
Product: Ribonucleotide-diphosphate reductase (RNR), small subunit
Exons: 1
Coding region: 1-1230 (409 amino acids)
Biological process (GO): deoxyribonucleotide biosynthetic process
Molecular function (GO): oxidoreductase activity
Source: RefSeq, a predicted model, not a curated record
AUGUCCGCACCAAUAAAUUCAGUGACAGACGAUCUUUCAAAACUAGGUAUCGGCAAGAAGCCAGAGACUGAGGCUGCUGAGGUUAAAGCUGAAGCUUCAAAGAAGGCAGGACUUUCAACUGAUUCUGAUUAUAUCAGAAAUUACGACAACUUCGAGCCUGUCGAGGGACUGGAGAAGAAAAGAUGGGCUGAACAUGCUGAGUUCCUUAAGCCAUUCAAGGCCCAUCGUGACGAAAUCAGAAAGUUGGAAUCAAGCGAGCCUUUGCUUAAGGAGAACAUACACAGAUUUGUGAUGUUCCCUAUUCAGUACGAUGAUAUAUGGCAAAUGUAUAAGAAGGCGGAGGCCUCUUUUUGGACUGCUGAGGAGAUUGAUCUCUCUAAGGACUUGACUGACUGGAACAACAAGAUGAAUGCCAACGAGAGAUACUUUAUAUCGCGUGUUUUGGCAUUUUUUGCCGCUUCUGAUGGAAUUGUUGACGAGAACUUGGCACAAAAUUUCAUGAAGCAGGUUCAAUUGCCAGAAGCAAGAGCCUUUUACGGUUUCCAGAUUAUGGUUGAGAACAUCCACUCUGAGACCUACUCUCUUUUACUUGAAACGUACAUCACCGACAAGAAGGAGUCCGACUACUUGUUCAAUGCUAUCCAUACCAUUCCACCUAUUAAGGAAAAGGCUCUAUGGGCUUUGAGAUGGAUAAACAAUGAUGAUGCUUUGUAUGCUGAAAGAUUGGUUGCCUUUGCUGCCAUCGAGGGUGUUUUCUUCUCUGGCUCGUUUGCCUCUAUCUUCUGGUUGAAGAAGAGAGGUUUGAUGCCUGGACUUACCUUCUCCAAUGAGCUUAUUUGCAGGGAUGAGGGUCUACAUACUGAUUUUGCAUGCCUCUUGUUCUCUCAUUUGAAGCAUCCACCUAGUAAGGUUAUUAUUAAGAAAAUUAUGACCGAGGCUGUCAAUAUUGAGAAGACUUUCUGGAGUGAUGCUCUCCCAGUUUCUUUGCUUGGUAUGAACUUCGAUAUGAUGGCCCAUUAUGUUGAAUUCUGUGCCGACAGAUUGCUUAUUGCUUUGGGAUGUGAGAAAGUUUACAAUGCUACCAAUCCAUUCGACUUUAUGGAGAACAUUUCCUUGGCUGGUAAGACUAACUUCUUUGAGAAGAGAGUUUCUGACUACCAGAAGGCUGGUGUUAUGGCAAAAGAGUUGGAAGGCUCUAACAACGACAUUUCUUUCAAUGAGGACUUCUAA